GCGCUCACUUGGAGCAACGGACACGGAGCGUGACGGCAACGGCCCGGGGCCCGCGCGAGGACAGGUUCUAUAUGCAAAAGUGGUGCUGAAAUUGUGACGUAAUUGAAAUAGUAUAAACUGCAAAUUUGGAGCAGUCCUGCAUCAUCUGCUACCCAACAGUAGAAAUAUAGUUGGGGAGCCAACUGGCCAGGUUUUGGAAAUGUCCUUUGGACCAGGAGGAGCAGAUGUUGUUCACAAGAUACUCAAGAGUUCACGGGCUUCCUUGCUAUGCACCAAAAAUAAAUUCCAUCUCUCUGCAAUGAACUAUGAUCAACUACAACAUAUAUUUAAAGUAGCAUGAUUUUUCCAAGUGAAUGUUUGUGUAUAUGUGAUGAUGAUUUAUCAAAUGUGAUGAUUUUCAUUUUGUAUUCCUUUGCUUUAAAUUGUUCUGGAUGUGUGCAAUUAUUGCUUUAUUUGUUUUACAUAAUUGAGGGAGCAGCUAAAUUGUGCAAAAUUGUAAAGCCCUUUAUUAAGAAGUCAAAUGUCAGUGAAUAAUACUUGAGUAAAAAUAAUGGUUUCCCCAAUUCCUUGGUCCCUGGAGGCUUGCUUUUGGAAAGGAUCUUAUACCUUUGUGACAUUCUAGAACUAUCACAAAUACUGUAGCUGAAGUUUUUCUCAUAACAAGUGUAGCUGAAAAGAAAGGUGUUUUCAAAAUACCUGUAUUUUACUUUUACAUAUUAAGAUUUAUUCCAAUUAAAAUUGAUGUAGAAAUGCAUAAGCACUUGCAGAAAUGUGGUAGACUGUGUUUCAUUGUGGCUCAUUGCUGAAGAGUUCAGAAGCACUGGAGGCCCAAAGCAACAGGCAUUGCUACAUGGGCCUUAAUCAUUUUCUUUUGUCAGGUCCUUCAUUGGGUCCAUCAGGAUUUCAAGGUAGCGAGCUGGGUUAUUGGAUUAAGGGCUAUGGGUUAACAGGUUGGAGCCUAGGUGUGAGUGUAUUGAAGUUUGAAAGUCAAGGUUGAUGGGUCAAUCCACUGAUUGCAGGCCUCCAAAUUGAAUUUGCUGUCUCACCCUGGAUCCCAUGUAUUCCAAAAUUCUGCACCAGCCUACCAAGGAGGACCUAGUCUAUGCCCAUGCUAAAGCCCAUGUAAGUAGAGUAAUGCAGCACAGGAACAGGCUCUUCGGCCCACCAUGCCAAAUUAAACUACAUAUCUACUUUUACAUGAUCUAUCUCCCUCAAUCACCUGUUUACAGUUGAUGUAAGAUGUCUCAAUUUAAUGUACAGCAGAAUGAGGAAUACUGAGUCCUGUUAUUUUUAUAUAAAGUCAGCUGCAUAAGCUGCGCCGCCUCAGUUUUAUUGUCUAAUUACAAUUGUAAAGUUAAAUUGUCUUAUGUUGCAGGGGGCAUCCAAAACCAUCAGUUUUCUAAACUGAACAAAACAAUUCCAGAUUGACGAUAGUCUAGCAAAUCUUCCUUGGAUGCAGCAUGGAGACUGUCGUUUUGGACUGUUGUUGAGGGCAUGCAAUUCAUUUUAUUAUUAAUCAUUUGUGAAAUUUCACCAGUGAGCAACAUCACAUAGGAAACAUCAACCUACAGCAUCAGUGCACUGAAGAUCACCACAUCUUGUGUAAUUUUCUGUGAAAAUGUCUCAGAAAAGCACAUUAAAGCAAGAGGAAGCAGGAUUUGAGGAAAAUAUUGAAAUGUCCCCAUCUGAUUGUGUAACAUGCAUCGUUAGUACGGAACAGUUGGAAGCGGCGAAAGAAGAUCAGGCAAAUGACACAAAGGUUGAUCACCAGAAACGACUGGUGCUCCAGGGGCAACAACGAAAAAGACCUAAGACAGGUGCUAAAGGUAAACUGGUGAGAAGUCUUGCUGUUUGUGAAGAGUCAAAUCUGCCUCUGCCAUCACCAGAAACCACUCCAGAGAAUCAGGAUUCCAUUCAGCACCAGCUCAUCAGCACAUCAAGUAUUCAAGAUGAUGAGAAAAACAAUAAAGAAGAAUUGGAAAAAGAUAAAAACAAAGAGAAAGAAAAACUUAGUGAAAAAUCUAAAAUGAAAAUGCUGUCAAAAGAUGCCAUUAUUGCCACUUUCUGGUUGAACUGUGCCACUCGGAAAAUUCAACUAUGCAUUACCAGUCAUGAAUCACUCUUGAAUCAGAAGAAGAGGAACCGGCGCAGGGGCAGGAGACCGAACCGGAACGGGGACCCCGGAGGAGAGGAGAAGAAGGAGGAGGGGAACCGGGUGCAGCAGCGGGCAGACGGGCAGGCGAGGGAGGAUGAGCCGAGGAGACUUUGGCUGGAUUCCAUUCAGCACCAGCUCAUCAGCACAUCAAGUAUUCAAGAUGAUGAGAAAAACAAUAAAGAAGAAUUGGAAAAAGAUAAAAACAAAGAGAAAGAAAAACUUAGUGAAAAAUCUAAAAUGAAAAUGCUGUCAAAAGAAUACAGUCAAGAGUACACAGACUCCACAGGGAUCGACUUACAUGAGUUUCUCAUUAAUACAUUAAAGAACAAUCCAAGGGACAGAAUGAUGCUUUUAAAAAUGGAACAGGAACUAAUAGAUUUUAUCAAUGAUAACAAUAAUCACUACAAGAAGUUCCCUCCAAUGUCAUCAUAUCAUCGGAUGUUGGUACAUCGAGUGGCCGCCUACUUUGGAAUGGAUCACAAUGUAGAUCAAAGUGGAAAAUCAGUUAUAAUCAACAAAACAAGCAAUACCAGAAUACCAGAACAAAGGUUUUGUGAACACAUAAAAGACGAGAAGAAUGAUGACUCCCAAAAAAGAUUUAUUUUAAAACGAGACAAUUCCAGUAUGGAUAAAGAUGAUAAUCAGCAAAAUAGAAUUCAUCCAUUUAGCGAUGGUAGAAGAAGUAAAUCAAUUGAGGAGAGAGAAGAGGAAUAUCAACGAGUAAGAGAGAGAAUUUUUGCACCAGAUUCCAUGUGCUCCCUGGAUGGUCUAUAUGUGGAAAAUGGGCGAACUCUAGAGGAUAUCAAUUCAUUCAGUGACUCACAGAAAAAGAGGCAGCUAUUUAGAGAUGCAACAGGAAAAAUGUCAAGUAGUCGCCAGAGCAGCACAGAGACUGACGUGAAGUGGACUGACCAACGCCCCUGGAGUAGCACUGACUCCGAUAGCUCAAAUCGAAACUUGAAGCUUCCCGUGACAAAGACAGCAAGUAUCGGUGGCAUAACGGUGUUAACUCGUGGCGACAGCACAAACAGUAACAGGAGUACGGGCAAACUUUCUAAAACAGGUUCAGAGUCUUCCAGUAGUGCUGGCUCAUCAGGUUCAUUGUCAAGGAGCCAUCAGCCAAUGCAAAGUGCAAAUGUUAUCCCUGUUUCAGUCAACUCUACAGGGUCCGUCUCCUACCCAGAUGGUGGAAUGGGUGGACAAGUGGCAUCCACUAACACAAGUUAUAUCUUGCUCCCUUUGGAGGCAACAGGUAUACCACCUGGCAGUCUGCUGUUAAACCCACACACAGGUCAACCCUUUGUGAAUCCCGAUGGUACACCAGCAAUUUAUAAUCCUCCGGCCGGCUCGCAUUCGGUUAGAAGUCCACGUCCUGGACAGAGCCAGCAGCAGCCUCCUCCACAGUCGCAGCAGCAGCAGCAGAUACCCAGCCACCUCAUUCCACAGCCAGUUCAAGCAAUGCAGCCUACGUCCCAGCCUGCCCAGUAUCCAACAGCUUCUUAUCCUUCCCAGCACCUGCUGCCUGUUUCGCCAACACAACAGUUUCCGGUGCGAGAAGACCUGGCCUCGCAGUUUAACCAGAUGAGUUUAAGCAGACAAUCAUCAGGAGAGGCCACUGAGCCACCGUCUGGCUCUGUCUAUCAAUCAGCCAUCUUGCCUCAUGCACCCCAACAAUCGAACUAUGUUUUGGGCAUCAAAAGUCAGCUUCCUCCAGGUAGUUUUACUGGAUCUGGACAGCCCAUGUCUCAACAAGUGCUACAGCCACCGCAAGGAUUUGUACCACAGCCCAGGACUCAGAUGCCAGUGUAUUACUACCCAUCUGGCCAGUACACUACCUCAGCAGCCCAACAGUUCAGGCCUGUUGCUACUGUUCAAUACAAUGCACAGCGAAGUCAGCAGGCACCACAAACCACACAACAGACAGGUUUUCAGCCGGUCUUGCCUAAUCAGCAGCAGGGGUUCCAAGGCGUGAUGGGAGUGCAGCAACUACCCCAGAGUCAGAAUCUGUUGAACAACCAGCAGGGAAACCAGGUGCCGGGUGUGAUGGUCCAAUAUCCAGCCAUGUCUUCUUACCAAGUGCCAAUGACUCAGAGUUCUCAAGGGAUGUCUCAACAAUCAUACCCUCAGGCUCUUGUAUUAUCCGAUCAGUCCGGUCAAGGGACACUUCCAGCCACAGGAAUGUCUGUCUAUUGUAAUGUAAUACCUCCUUCUCCUCAAAACAAUGUCCGGCUGGUAGCACCCCACUGCACUGCCAAUAAUGUACCAGUGCUGCCUGGCAAUUGCAGAACAAACUGUACAAGCAUUAGCAACACUGGGUGGCAGGUUAAAUACUGAAAUGGCGGCAUUGUGUGCUUAAGAUAUCAAAAUGUUUUUUUGGACAGAGUAACGUGACAAGAAAUAUUGAAACAUCAGUUGAAGAACUCCUGUUAAAAUUCUCAGUUAAUCACUGCUGGUACUGUUUAGAAAGUAAAAAUAUAUUCACUAAUGUUGGUUACUGGUGCAUUUUAGUCACAUCCCUGCUAGGUAUGCUGAUGUAGCAUAGCUACUAUAAGUGGCAUGGAUACUCUGGGGUAAGACUUUUCCUACCAGUGGCCGCUACUGUGUAGAUUGUAAUAUCCUCAUACUGAUUAGUUUUGUACUUUGUGUUGAGUUUGUGAAGCUGAAAAGUAUUAAAAUUAUUAUAACAAAAAAUAUAUGUUGUACCAAAGCUGAAACAGAAGGAAUUGCUAUAUGGAAAGGAUAAUUUAUAAAUACUAAUAGCUUUUUUUUAAUGGAUAUACACCGCAUCGUAGUGUUUAAUCACAAUAAAAAAAACUAUUGACCUCAUGGGUAAAGGUCACAUUUCUACCACGUGAUUUGUCUGCUCUCCUGAAUGUUUAAUUUGUUGAGUGCCAGUUUUGGUCUUUUUGACAGGAGCUUAAAUUGUGUUCAGAAACAGCUGCUAAUUCGUUUUUUGCACUGAGAUUGCAGCUAUUACUGAAGUAAGACUGUAAAUGUUUUUUGUAUAUCUAUUAAUAUACAUCAAAACACUUUUCCCAAUUUUAAAAGAACCUAAAACGUUAUUUGUAAGUUUGAGCAAAUAGCUUGAUUUUGUCCAUCUUUGGCACGUCAGUAGAUCCAUCUACAUUUAUUGAUCACCGUACUAUCUAAAUAUGAAUGCUAUUAAUGAUCUUAUUAAGUAGAUAAGUAUUUUUAUAAACUGGUUCAUAUUUUGAAACCAAUAUUAAUCUUCAUGACGUUAAUGCUACUUGUGUGAUGUGAAGUAGUUUUAUUUUCACUCAGGGUAGAGAUUUUUGUGUUAGAAGCUUCCUACUCUAUCAGUAAAAAAAUAUUGUUGUGAUCCAUCCAAGGUAAUAUCUGCUAAUGAGAAAACUCCUAAACUUUAUUGGGUAAUACUUCUAGAUCACCCAACUGAAUUAUCCAUUAUAAAUUUGAAUUAAGUUAUCAUGCACUCUUUGGAUUUCCACCAUCUGUAGAAUUUUGCAUGGAUCUGAAGAGUUGGUGAGAAACGAAUGUUGAAUUAUGUUUCAAGAGGUUAUUCCAUUUUAUUCACAUGUCUGUACGGAGUUUGCAUGUUCUCCCCAUGACCUGCCUGGGUUUUCUCCGAGAUCUUCGGUUUC
This is a messenger RNA of Amblyraja radiata (thorny skate), 5775 nucleotides long. Its product is annotated as cAMP-regulated phosphoprotein 21. Lineage: Eukaryota; Metazoa; Chordata; Chondrichthyes; Rajiformes; Rajidae. The record is from RefSeq and is a predicted model, not a curated record. Gene Ontology annotation, cellular component: cytoplasm. Gene Ontology annotation, molecular function: nucleic acid binding.